Molecule: messenger RNA, 831 nt
Organism: Mixia osmundae IAM 14324
Lineage: Eukaryota; Fungi; Basidiomycota; Mixiomycetes; Mixiales; Mixiaceae
Exons: 2
Coding region: 1-486 (161 amino acids)
Biological process (GO): translation
Cellular component (GO): ribosome; mitochondrion
Molecular function (GO): structural constituent of ribosome
Source: RefSeq, a predicted model, not a curated record
AUGGCCUCGGUGACCAACACGAGCCUGCCUGCGAUCCUCUGUACGACGCUGAGGAACGCAUCACGAGCAAGACUACGAUGUGUCCAGCUGAUGAAGAGCAAGCAAAACCUCAAGAUUGCUCAGAUCUUGCUCAAGCACGGCUUCGUCUCCAACGUUCACUACGGUACAGCUACCUCUCCCGUACCUGCCGAUGCCAACGGGGCGCCCAUUGCUGCUCAGAGGAUAUGGGUCCAUCUCAAAUAUCGCAAUGACCGUCCCGUGUUAGGCGACUUGCAACUCAUCUCGAAACCCUCCAGGCGGAUCACCGUAUCCACUCAGGAGCUACAUCGAUUGCUCACGGGAAGACGAGCGCAGUAUGUUCCUCCGAUAGGCAUGGGCGAGAUCGCGAUAGUACGAACGGGUGACGGCCAACUAUUGGAAGCCAGAGAGGCUUUGACGGCCAACGCGGCCGGCGAACUCGUCGCCCGCAUAGGACCCGACAUCUAGUCUCGCUCGGGCUUGUGUGUGUGUGUGCAUUUUCGAAGCCCUUCACAGGAAGGAAAGCCCCAAACCGAAUUGGAGACCUUUCCUCAGGCCAUCACUCCUCGAGGCAGCCAGUGGCACGCCCAGGUUGAGCUCGAGUCUGACGAUCUGGUGUCGGUAGAGCAGACCCAAGCCGGUAGAGACUGCCGGCGUAGCGACUGCUCGCCAGACAUUUUGUUGUAGUGUUGCAUCUGUCGGGCCUAUCAGCUCUUGUUGACCGCGUUGGUGAGACGACCAGGACUGACUGUGAUCCAUUGCGAUCAAUUGACCUGCAUUGACGAAUGCGUGCAACUUGAGAGGCCAGUGCUC